AUGGCCUCCCACGCAGCAGCAACGAUCCCCGCGUGUGCUGGCGCCGCCUCUCAGCGGCCGCGCGCGGUGCUGCCGGCGCCGCGCCGCCGCCGCGCACCGCUGCACUCGACGUUUGCCACCAAGGACAGGGGCGGUGGCGCGGUCCUAGACAGGCCCUCCUUUGGCACCAUCGGCCCGGACGGAACCCCCCUGACGGACAGCGCGGGCAGCAAGCUGGACUCCAACGGCGGCCGCGGCCUGGGCGGCGGCUCAUGGCGCGUGCUGCUGCUGGACAGCGACAAGCAUGUGGAGGCGCGGGUGGUGGAUGCCAUCAUGGCGGUGGUUGGCGCAGACCAGGCCCACGCCCAGAACGUGUUCCACACGGCUCGCUCCAUCGGCCAGGCCAUCAUCACCUGCGCACCCAAGGAGCAUGCUGAGUUCUACGCGCAGCAGCUGUGGCAGCGGGGAUGCAAGGUCAACAUGGAGCCAGACAGCACCACCCUCUGA
Molecule: messenger RNA, 486 nt
Organism: Chlorella variabilis
Lineage: Eukaryota; Viridiplantae; Chlorophyta; Trebouxiophyceae; Chlorellales; Chlorellaceae
Exons: 2
Coding region: 1-486 (161 amino acids)
Biological process (GO): proteolysis; protein catabolic process
Source: RefSeq, a predicted model, not a curated record